This is a messenger RNA of Chrysoperla carnea, 513 nucleotides long. RefSeq lists its product as uncharacterized. The record is from RefSeq and is a predicted model, not a curated record. Bases 40 to 513 code for a protein of 157 amino acids. The transcript is spliced from 4 exons. NCBI's taxonomy places the organism in Eukaryota, Metazoa, Arthropoda, Insecta, Neuroptera, Chrysopidae.
AUUAAAUUUCGUUUAUUUAUUUUUCUUUUACUGUAUAUAAUGUACGCUUAUUGUAAGAGGCCAUAUAAAAUAACUCUUUUGGACGCAGAAGUAGUAUCAUUUGACGAAUCCUUAAUGGGUAUGGAGUAUUUUAAAGUAGAAAACUAUAAAGGUUUCAAUUAUUUAAGUGCAAAAUAUUCAGUUAAGUCGGAGGAGGUUAAUCGAGUAAACCUGAAAGCAAUUGUUAACAGUAAAACAAAUGGAAAAUUAACAAAAUUUUUUGAAAUAAGCAAGCCAUUAUGUGAUUUCAUAAAAACGGAUGUAUUUUUCUACAAAGAUAUACCAACAUUUGGCAAUUUACCGCGUAGCUGUCCCAUAGAAUUGGGUGAGUAUAGGAUCAAUAAUUAUACUGUGAAUUUAAAUCGAUUUCCAGCAAAUUUACCAUUUACGAAAUUGUAUGCGAAUGUGGACUUUUUAUUGGAUAAUAAAUCAAUAUCUAAGAUAAAACUAGAAAUAGCCAUUGAAAAAGCAUAA